CAUACAAACAUUGCAUCAUCCGCGGCCCCGGUCCCCCGCAGUUCUUCUCUCAUGUUUUGGACAUAGACACUACUCAAUGGACAAAUUUCUUCGCGAAUGGCGACAGGAUGCCGUCAACAAACAUCAGUACGAGACAGCCAUUUUCGUUGCCGACAAGCUGCUGGCCCUCACAGGAGAUGAUCAAGACUCGUUCUACCUGGCACAAAUCCACUUCAAUACCGGCAACUAUAAUCGUGCGCAGUCGUUCCUCGCCCGCGGCAACCUGACAGACCGCAACCCUCAAUGCCGCUACCUCGCAGCCCACUGCGCAAUAAAGCUCGGGAAGACAGAGGAGGCUUUGGCGAUACUGGGCGACAAGAACCCCACGCAUCUCAUCACGGCACCCGGCAGUGCGCGCCAGAAGCUCCGGCAUGUCGACGUAAACACUCGGGCAGGUGCGCGGCACGGCAAACAUGGCUCGCGUUCCGAACGUGUGCCGACGAGCGAGGAGCGAGACCGGGAAGACGUCAACAACAUCAAGUCGGAGGCAGGCAUGUGCUACCUGAGGGGCCUGUGUUAUGCCAAGCAGAAUGCCUUCGAUCGGGCCAAAGAGUGCUACAAGACGGCGUGCCAGAUCGACGUACAGUGCUUUGAAGCCUUCGAUGCCCUGAUGACCAACUCACUCAUGUCUCCUACCGAGGAGUGGAAGUUCCUCGACUCGCUCAACUUCGAUGCCAUCAACGUUCCCAACAACCCCUCGCUUUCACAAGAGGCCGCUCAAUUCACGAAGACCCUGUACACGACACGCUUGUCCAAGUACUCGCGCCCAACCGAGUUCGAAGAGGCAGUGGAACAGCUGACGACACACUACAAGCUCGCCGACAACCCAGACAUCAUCCUCGCCCGGGCCGACCAGCGCUAUACGAGUUGCCGCUUCCGUGAAGCUCUCGAGCUGACCUCGUCGGUUUUGAAAGAAGACAAAUACAACUUUGCAAUUCUUCCUGUGCAUCUCGCUGCACUCUACGAACUGAAAGAGAGGAACGUUCUUUUCCUGCUUGCGCACGAACUCACAGACACGCAUCCUUCAGAACCAUGUACCUGGCACGCCGUGGGCAUAUAUUAUCUAGCAACACACCGCAUCGCCGAGGCACGGAGAUACUUCUCCAAGGCUUCUGUCAUGGAUCCGCAUUUUGGACCUGCUUGGAUAGGCUUUGCACACACGUUCGCUGAAGAGGGAGAGCAUGAUCAAGCUAUCUCAGCAUAUUCCACCGCAGCGCGAUUGUUCCAAGGCACGCAUCUCCCACAGCUCUUCCUUGGUAUGCAGAAUCUACAGCUCAAUAACAUGGUCCUCGCACAUGAAUAUCUAGACACUGCGUACCAGCUGUGUCCAACAGAUCCGCUGCUGCUCAACGAAAUGGGUGCAGUAUACUAUCACGAGGGUCACCUCAUGGAGGCCAUCUCUAUGUUCCGCCGUGCUCUUGGGAUCAGUGAACAGAACAAUGCCGACAUCGCGUCUCUCAUCCCUAUCCGCACAAACCUAGGGCACGCUCUUCGCCGCGACGGACAACUAGAAGAAGCUUUACAAACCUUCGAAGACGUCCUGCGCCACGGUGUCAAAGAUGCUUCUGUCUUCUCUGCAAAAGGGCUUGUGUUGCUCGAACUUGGAAGGACAUGGGACGCUGUCACGGCAUUCCACGAGGCGCUCGCAGUCGCACCGCAGGAUCCUAUGGCCACUGACCUACUCAACCGCGCCCUCGAAACCAACGAAGACGACGCAAGUUUCGCGGGCGCGGACAAAACUAUUGGUACCGAGCAGAGCUUGGGUGAGGAGGACAGCGAUGAGGAAAUUGAGGAAGUAGAGCGCUUGCUGGGUGGUAGGCUUAGAGAGAUCCAGCAGAACAAGGUCGCAGGGAGGAGCCGGAGGAGGAGAAACGUGCCUCUAGACGAUCCAAGUGCUCUAGAGGAAAGUAUGGCGGUCGACUCGGAUGGGUAGUGCCCGUAGUAGGCUUCCCUUGUAAUCGUAAUGUUUUGUCUGUUAGCGAGCGGGUUGCAUUGGCGGAGUUUGGGUAGCCUUUUAUGGCCUUCAGGAGCGCAAAAGUAUGACAACGGCAUGCUUGGCGCUUGGUGUCCUUUGGGACAUUUGUGUGGAUUCGUACUUCUGGC
This is a messenger RNA of Paraphaeosphaeria sporulosa, 2142 nucleotides long. RefSeq names its product TPR-like protein. The transcript is spliced from 2 exons. Gene Ontology annotation, molecular function: protein binding. Gene Ontology annotation, biological process: cell division. The record is from RefSeq and is a predicted model, not a curated record. Bases 77 to 1972 code for a protein of 631 amino acids. NCBI's taxonomy places the organism in Eukaryota, Fungi, Ascomycota, Dothideomycetes, Pleosporales, Didymosphaeriaceae.